UUGGACGAUGCUCCCCCAGACAUUCAUACUGAUGAACGCCCUGACUCCUGUUUCCCUCCCCUUUCCCCUUCUGCCUCUCCAUCAACCCCUGUCUCUCCUCCCCCUCUCUCUUUCUUUCUGUCCCUGUUUUUCUCCAGAGACUUCCAGUUUUUGAACACCACACUGUUCUUACCUCCUGGCCCUCCACCCCACGCGCACGAAGAAAGAGAAGCUCAGAAGCCAUGUUUCCUAUCCGUGCACCCCUCUUAGCUGCACUGGUCAGCCUUACCCUAUGCCAGUAUUAUGACUACGACUACCAGCCUGCUUCCAUGUUGGGGCCAUCAGGGCCAAACUGUAAUCAAGAGUGUGAGUGCCCGAUCCAUUUCCCUAGCGCGAUGUAUUGCAAUAGCCGCAAACUUAAAGUUGUACCUGUAGUUCCAACAGGGAUCAAGUACCUGUACCUGCAGAACAACCUGAUUGAAGAGAUCAAGGCAGGAGUGUUUGAUAAUGUUACUGAUACUCUGCGCUGGCUGAUUAUUGACAACAACCAAAUCACCAAUGCUAAGAUAGAGAAGGGAACCAUUGACAAGCUCACAGUACUGGAGAAGCUAUUCUUCAGCCACAACAACCUUACAGAGCCAGUCAUCCCUCCCUCAAAGGCCCUUGAGGAGCUGAAGAUUAUGUACAAUAAGUUGUCCAAGUUUCCCUCGGGACUCUUAACUGACAAGGAGAAUUUGACCUCCAUCAAUCUUCAGCACAACGAAUUAACCUCUGAAGCCAUUGCAGGGGCUUUCAAAGGGCCAAAGAAGCUGCUGUCUUUAGAUGUUAGCCAUAACAAGCUGAAGAAGCUGCCAGCCGGAGUCCCAAGUUCACUGGAAAUCCUCUAUGCUGACUACAACGAUGUUGAGGGUGUUGGAGCAGGAUACUUGAACAAGCUGCCCACACUUAAGUACCUGAGGAUCUCCCACAACAAGCUGGUGGACUCUGGGAUUCCUGCUGGAGUGUUCAAUGUAACAUCACUGGUUGAGCUGGAUCUCUCUUUCAACAAACUGCAGUCCAUCCCUGAAAUUAAUGAGCAGCUGGAGCAACUCUACCUUCAGGCCAAUGAGAUCAGCAAGUUUGACCUGACAAGUUUCUGCAAGUUCAUUGGACCUCUCAACUACUCACGUCUGAAGCAUCUGCGUCUGGACGCCAACAACCUCACACACAACAGCAUGCCCAUUGAAUCCUCCAACUGUCUGCGUCAAGCUUUAGACAUCAUGUUUGAAUAAGGAACUCCAUCAGAUCUGUAAUUCUGAUUUCUACUGCGAUGGCAUUGCUCAGCCCAAAGCCUUCUGGAAAUAAAACUUAACAGUUUUUCUAUUUGUAAUAUAGUAUACAAAAAACACUCAAUCUACAUUUCAAAUAUUUUUCCUUAAUAUUUGGAAAUAUGACUUAUUACUGUAAUUAUUAAAAGACAUUAGAAUUAAAGAUAUAUAAAAAGUAAGCCAAAAUGAUAAAUGAUGUACAUGCUUGUAUGAAAACACACACUUUAAACAUUCCAGUUAUUACAUUAUUUCAGUUGUAGGGUCAUAUUUGUUGUUUGUCUUGUAUUAUUAAUCCAUUGGCACAAUUAUUAAUCCACCUCUGUGCAAAGAACCUUCAAGAAAGGGCUGCGUACUUAAAAUUCAUCAUGUAAUAUGAGCAAAUGUAAAAUACACAGCAGUCUCAUUUUCAACAUCUUGAAUGCAUCAACGCAGUUUGAAGGAAAAUACCAGUGUUGUGAACUCAUGUCUGCCUACUUUAAUUUCAGCAAAGUCUGUCAUGAUGUCCCACUGGCUGACUUAGAAUUUAAAUAAACAACAUUUUUUUUUGUCAGUGGAAGUAACUUUCCAGCUCUUUAAAGCACCACGCUCCAAAAGACUUUCCCAUUGUGUUUGAAUUUACAUCAUCUGCUCAGUUAUGCCUUGAAAUAGCAGGUUUUCAAUACAUUAAUCAGCUUGUUUCUGUAUUUAUGACAUGCCAUCAUACAUCUUAUUGUUUUUGUAUGUAAAAACUGAAUCUAUUACAUGCGCCCAUGUUGCCAGUUUCUGAUAAUAAACUACAGCUUCUGCAAUUAAGGUGCUUUCAUUGUAACCCAGUAAUAAAUGCUUCAUGCUAACAUUACAUCAGCUUGGCUCCAUUGACAUGGUGAUGAAUUGUGUAACCAUUAUUAUUAGAUUAUCACAUUUAGUUUGGGUCAUUUUUCAUUUGAGGACUUUAACUUGGUAAUUGUCUUUUGGAUUCACUGUGAAAAAAUUAAACACAGCUGAAUAAACUAUGUUUUGAAGGUA
Melanotaenia boesemani (Boeseman's rainbowfish) is the source of this 2291-nucleotide messenger RNA. RefSeq names its product lumican (gene lum). The coding region runs from base 222 to 1250 and encodes 342 amino acids. Gene Ontology annotation, molecular function: protein binding. The record is from RefSeq and is a predicted model, not a curated record. The transcript is spliced from 3 exons. NCBI's taxonomy places the organism in Eukaryota, Metazoa, Chordata, Actinopteri, Atheriniformes, Melanotaeniidae.